AUGUCGAAAAAGAUGUGGCCUAUAAUAAUGCAAUUUUUACGUACAAACGCUCCAUACAUUACUUUACCAAUCGCAGCAGUAGUUGGUAUCAUAGGAUAUAAUCUGGAGAGUUUAUUAUCAGAUAGGUAUACUCCAUACAAUAAGUCUGUCCAAGAUCAGAGAGUAGAUAGACUAUCAUCUGAAGAGGAAAUUUUAAAUGAUCCAACAAAUGUCAAGAAACUAAAAUAUCAAGAGAAUGUUCUUGGAAGGAAUGUUUCGCCAUCUUUAGAGAAAAACUAG
Messenger RNA from Parnassius apollo (apollo), 279 nucleotides. Lineage: Eukaryota; Metazoa; Arthropoda; Insecta; Lepidoptera; Papilionidae. The record is from the annotation of a GenBank genome assembly.